Messenger RNA from Racocetra persica, 853 nucleotides. The record is from the annotation of a GenBank genome assembly. Lineage: Eukaryota; Fungi; Glomeromycota; Glomeromycetes; Diversisporales; Gigasporaceae.
AUGGACACACCAAGACGUAAAAGCAGGAAACCCAACAAAUAUUUAGAUGAAGUUGGUGUUGUUGGAAGAAAAACUGGUAUAACGAUUUCGGGGGAUGUGACGAAAAAUGCUGAUGGCCUAGAGGACGUGGAUGCUUUCUUCGAAGCAGCAAAUUCUACGACAAAGAUUGACGAAACCACAAAUUCUUUAGCGACAAAUAUUGAGGAAGCCGUAAAUUCUACAGCGAUAAACAUUGACGAAGCCACAAAUUCUACAACGACAAACAUUGACGAAGUUGCAAAUUCUACAACGACAAACAUUGAGGAAGUAUCAAUGUCUCUUGUCACAGAUGAUUCUCCACAGGAAACAUAUUCGCCUCAUAAAAAUACGACUCCUUUAGAACCAGAACAACCAUCACAUAAAAAUACAUCCCUUUCAGAAACAGGACCACCUUCUAAAAAGAAGGAUGGGAGGAUAACACCACUCAUGAUCAAAACGAAAGCUCGAGUGAUAACAAAGGAAGAAAUACGAAGAAGUAAACGUCAACGUAUCAAGCCUCUGGAAUUCUGGAGAAACGAAAGAAUUGUAUAUGGACCAACAAAAACAGAAAUUAUUCGUAUUCCUCGGCCAGACGAUAAUGAAUCAGGUGUUAGACGAGAUACAAAGAAACGAAAGAGGAGCAAUAAAAAGACUACUCUUAAGAAAGGCGAAUCGGAGGGUGAGAACAUUGACGAAGCAGAAUCUGCUGAAGGGCUUACUAUCGAUUGGGAGACUAAAGAAAAAGUUACACGGCGCCUAAUAUAUACCCUUUCAAUGUAUCAAACUGAAGCCAUUGAUAACGAUGAAUUUAAGUUCCAAAAAACUUUUUCGGAAG